Molecule: messenger RNA, 774 nt
Organism: Echinostoma caproni
Lineage: Eukaryota; Metazoa; Platyhelminthes; Trematoda; Plagiorchiida; Echinostomatidae
Source: the annotation of a GenBank genome assembly
AUGCAGCUCAAAGAUAUGGCUCCACGGUCGUUUACGGACGAAACUGUGAGACGAUUCUAUCAGAAAGAUGUACCGGAGGUUCGAGCCCAGUACGACUGUUUGCAUAAACUGGACGCGGGAAAUUUAGCUGCUUGUGCCUAUAAGGAAUAUUUACGUUUGAAUCAGAUCAAUCCGGAUUCCGACGAUCUUAGCCCCGAGGAGAAACAACGAAUCGCUUCCGAUUUUCGCGCAGUCUUACAGGGUGUGGAGCAAGAUCAUCAUCUCCGGACCGUGUCGGCUAAUGCUGGACAAGCGGAUUGCAGUUUUCUGCAAACAUUUGUCAAACAGUCCAAACUUUUAGCUCAUGGUAGUGUGAUGCGGUCCCCCACCAGACCGUCACUGCCAGUGAUGAACAGUACAAAGAACCGGGAACCCGUUCACCAUCAAGGGGAUUGGACGCAUCCCUAUUUUACCCUGUCCACACAAGAUGACGCGUUUAAUCACGUGUUGCUUGGCGAGAAUCGAUCGAUUCGCAGUAUGACCAUCAAUGAUACCUUGAUUGGUGGCGGAGCUGCUCGGGCUCGCUUCGAACGAUUGGAACGACUCGGUGAAUUGGAUUGUGAGAAUAGCGAGCUACAGGCGGCCCUGGCCUCGUCCGAACCAUCAGCGUCACUGCAUCCGGAGGCAGUAUGCCACCAAGCAAACAAUGUGGGAAAGUUUCACGUGGUACCUACCCAAUUGUCCAUGGAGCCAUCCAGUUCGGCACCGGAAGAUGAUAUAUUUGAACGCGUCUAG